AUGCGGCAAUUCAACCAGCAAGUUCAGGAAUGGAUUAGCUUACCAAGGGACCGGCUCGACCAGCUACCGCAUCCCCCUGCUUCUCCUCUAAACUCAGUGGGAUCUAAUUUGGCCAUUUGCAUGUGGGAUGGGGCUAUGAGGAAUGGAUCUCACGAGGUUGAUGGGAUGGUUAUACUAAACUCUGAUAAAGCGGCCAUCCUAGCUAAGGGGAUUCAAUUCCUGGUGCUUGACGAUCCAAUGAUAAUUGAGAUACUUGUUCUCCGGGAGGCUAUCGCAUGUUGCUUGGAAUGCGAAUUUACUGCGAUGAGAUUUGAAGGUGAUGCCCAGGUGAUCAUUGAGAAGAUUCUCCGCAAUGAUGUUCGGGAUAAUCGAGUAGGGGCGAUUCUGGAAGAGAUUGUCAAUUCUUUUGCUGUUAACAUGGGUUUUAAUGUACGAUUUGUAGGUCGACGAAACAAUAGGGUAGCUCACUUGGUGGCCAGAAAGGCCCUGUCUUUGUUCCCGACUACGUGUCGUUCCUUUGAUUUUCAGGCCUGGCUGAAUUCCAGGAUGUAA
Molecule: messenger RNA, 552 nt
Organism: Linum trigynum
Lineage: Eukaryota; Viridiplantae; Streptophyta; Magnoliopsida; Malpighiales; Linaceae
Source: the annotation of a GenBank genome assembly